AUGACACCGGUCGAACGGUUCCCGAGCGUCCGUAGCUUGACAAGACCACCAUCAACACCGUCGACCGCACUGGCCGAGGAACCAUCGUCCAGAGAGGAUCGAAACCGGGAAUGCAGUAUGCACGAAGCGCUGGCAGCGGUCAUCUUUAUGGGCCAACUGUUCUCACUCAUGCCCAUCAUCGGUUACGGCCCGGGAAGUGAUCCGCGAAACGUCACGAUGCGUUUCCUGUCCGUGCGGUUCGUGUACGGGUGUGUUACGCUGCUAAUAAUGUUGACACUCAUCGGCAUGUUGGGCGCUUAUACAGCCGAGGCGAGUUCGUUCGGUGUACAGCAGGCUUCUUCCCUCGUGUACUACGCCAUCAUUGUGUUUUUCAUGGUGGAACUCAUGCUGCUGGCACGCAACUGGUCCCAAAUAAUGGGCCGUUGGUACGUGGAUGAGUUACCGUUCCGGAGUGCCUCAUAUCGACCACCGGCCCGCACGCUCCCGUUCCACCGUAUGGUCAAUCUUAUCGCGUUCAGCGUAAUGUUUUUCGCGUUCCUUGAGGACACACUUAACUUCUGCUCGGCUUACAAACUCAACGAGCUUCACAUUCGCUACUGUCCUCAUCGGAGUGGGUUUUGGAAGAAUUUCUUCCAUCGAGAGCAUCCGUACGUGUUGCGCGCCAUCCCGUACCACCCGGUAGUCGGUUGGACGAUCGAGCUGACGAUGAGGAUCGCCAAGUUUACCUGGCACUAUGUGGAUGUUUUCAUUAUCUGCCUGAGCCUUGGGUUGCAGCGUCGCUUUGUACAGUUUAACGAACGGCUGGAAAGGCUCGAUGGACAACCACAGUCGCAGAGCGUGUGGCGUGGACUGAGGCUUGACUUUGUGCGUCUUACCGAGCUGGUCGCUUUUGUGGACGAACGCUUCUCAAAGUUGAUUCUGUUCAGCUGCGCCAACGAUAUGUUCUUCAUCACGGUGCAGUUGUUCAACAGUUUCGACCUUAAACCGAUCACCAUAACCACGGUUUACUUCUGGUACUCGCUCGGAUUUCUCAUCGCACGCUGCUUUCUGAUGCUGUUCGUUGUGUCCUCGAUCAGCAGAGCAUCGGAACGACCUAUUGAAACGUUGCGCCGCUUUCCCAGCUCCAACUGGAACCUGGACCUCAGGCGGCUGUGCGACGCAGUUGCGACGUCCGAAAAUGCUCUUUCCGGCAAGCGGUUCUUCUUCGUCCGGCGACCAUUGAUACUGGCGAUGGCCGGUACAAUCAUCACCUACGAGCUGGUGCUACUAGAUCAGGUGAAGAAGAUACCGGACACGACGAAGGAUUGCACCUUUUAA
Anopheles stephensi (Asian malaria mosquito) is the source of this 1317-nucleotide messenger RNA. RefSeq names its product gustatory receptor for sugar taste 64a-like. Gene Ontology annotation, biological process: sensory perception of sweet taste; detection of chemical stimulus involved in sensory perception of taste. The record is from RefSeq and is a predicted model, not a curated record. The coding region runs from base 1 to 1317 and encodes 438 amino acids. The transcript has 4 exons. NCBI's taxonomy places the organism in Eukaryota, Metazoa, Arthropoda, Insecta, Diptera, Culicidae. Gene Ontology annotation, molecular function: sweet taste receptor activity. Gene Ontology annotation, cellular component: membrane.